CUUUGGGAAGUGUUAUAGCCCAUCCGAGGUAAACUCAAGAUGGGUAAGAUUAUGAAAAGUGGUAAAGUCGUACUCGUCCUGAGUGGACGGUACGCCGGAAGGAAGGCCAUCAUCAUGAAUAACUAUGAAAAAGUACAUAAAGUGCAUAAGCGUAUGGGCAAAAUCAGGAUCCACAAGCGUUCCAAGAUCAAGCCUUUCAUUAAGGAUUGUAGUUCAAUACAG
Nicrophorus vespilloides is the source of this 222-nucleotide messenger RNA. Its product is annotated as 60S ribosomal protein L27-like. Lineage: Eukaryota; Metazoa; Arthropoda; Insecta; Coleoptera; Silphidae. Gene Ontology annotation, biological process: translation. The transcript has a single exon. The annotation marks the transcript as partial. Gene Ontology annotation, molecular function: structural constituent of ribosome. Gene Ontology annotation, cellular component: ribosome; cytosolic large ribosomal subunit. The record is from RefSeq and is a predicted model, not a curated record.